Messenger RNA from Mytilinidion resinicola, 1042 nucleotides. RefSeq lists its product as uncharacterized. The transcript has a single exon. Bases 140 to 700 code for a protein of 186 amino acids. Lineage: Eukaryota; Fungi; Ascomycota; Dothideomycetes; Mytilinidiales; Mytilinidiaceae. The record is from RefSeq and is a predicted model, not a curated record.
UUCGCCACGAGGAUGCCAACGCGCAAAUGACCGACUGUCGAAAUUUCCUAUCGCACCUAUAUAUGCUUUCGAACACACCCUUCGACUCCAUAAAAAUCAUCAACUGAGCAACCAGAACGGAUUUUUUCCCGCCAAGAACAUGGACUCCUCGACUUUAUACUCCAUUUUUAAAGCCCACUUCGUCGAGCACGGAUUCGAGAGUGACGGCUUCGAGCAAGGAACCCCGACAGAAAACUUGACUUCAACAGCAAAUGUCGAUGUUGCUCCGGCUUCAAACGGCACGUCUACACUGGCUCCCCAACCAUCCACGUCCGUUGGUACCGAUGCAGUUUCUUUACCUGCAACCGUAUGCCCGGAAGGUGUUAUCAGGCUGUUAUUCUCAGUCAAUCAACCCGAGGCCAAGACUACGAUCAUAGAGAAUGGUAUCGUCAUCAUCAUGGAUAAUGAGUGGAUAGGCAAGUUCCAGGAGGCAGCUCUCAAGGACAAAGCGACACUGAGAAGUAGUUCCGGUGACUGGAAAAGCUGCCAGGGCGAGUUAGCGAAAGUGCUAUGGGCCUUCAGCCAAACUCUAUGUAAGAGUUCUCAGGAUUCGUACGCUCAGGUUGAACAAGAACUGAGGUACUCUGAUGGAGAGGGCUGGAUUCAGGUAGAGGAUUUUGAUGAAGUUGUGCGGGCAAAAGAUUCUGAUGAGGGUUUGUGAGUUUCGUCAUAAUUUAGGUCAGAGCAGCUCUCCAUAUUGCAACCAGGGUGUGCGCUGCGCCUACACAUAGAUGUGUAGGAGCUUUCAGGUAGUGGGUCACGUGUUUCUCAUCCGCUAGUUUGCGGCUAAAUUUCUUUUGCAUGUAGCGGCAUGAAUUCUAAGUUCCAUGCUUAUGGUCACGAAUGUUCUUCUUGAUUCUGAGCCUCAAUCUUACGUGGCUCAGCCGAGAGGUGGUCAGCACCUAUAGCCGUCAGCCUUGCAGAGUUGGCAUCAGCUCAACUACAUGCUCACCUGCCAAUCAAAUAAAAACUCAACCCGCCACCGUUCGCAAACGGGCUGUAC